CUGUGAACUUCACAGAAGUUAAUGAAGAAAACAAAAACGUUAUCUUCCGUGAAGUGUUUUCUUCCAUUGAAACUUUGGCAUUUACCUUUGGGAAUAUCCUUACAAACUUCCUUAUGGGAGAUGUAGGCAAUGAUUCAUUACUACGACUGCCUGUUUCUCAGGAAAGUAAGUCUUUUGAAAACAUUUCUGUGGAAUCAGUGGACUCGUCCAAUGAAAAAGGAAAUUUUUCUCCAGUAGAACUAGACAGCGUGCUGUUAAAGAACACUGACUCUGUAGAUUUGGCUUUGUCAUAUGCUAAAACAUGGUCAAAAUAUACCAAGAACAUAAUUUCAUGGGUUGAGAAAAAGCUUAACUUGGAAUUGGAGUCCGCUAAAAAUAUUGUAAAGUUGGCAGAGGCAACAAGAACUAACAUUGGAGUACAGGAGUUUAUGCCACUGCAGUCUCUAUUUACCAAUGCUCUUCUUAGUGAUGUAGAGAGCAGUCACCGUUUACAACAAACAAUUGCAGCUCUCCAAGCCAACAAAUUUGUGCAGCCUCUACUUGGUAGGAAAAGUGAAAUGGAAAAACAAAGGAAAGAAAUAAAAGAACUUUGGAAACAGGAACAAAAUAAAAUGCUCGAAACAGAGACUGCUCUUAAAAAGGCAAAAUUGUUGUGUAUGCAACGUCAAGAUGAAUAUGAAAAGGCAAAAUCUUCCAUGUUUCGUGCAGAAGAGGAGCAUUUGUGUUCAAGUGGUGGACUAGCGAAAAAUCUCAACAAGCAACUAGAAAAAAAACGAAGAUUGGAAGAGGAGGCUCUUCAAAAAGUAGAAGAAGCAAAUGAACUCUACAAAGUUUGUGUGACAAGCGUUGAAGAAAGACGAAAUGAUCUAGAAAAUACCAAAAGAGAAAUUUUAGCACAGCUCCGAACACUU
Molecule: messenger RNA, 911 nt
Organism: Galeopterus variegatus (Sunda flying lemur)
Lineage: Eukaryota; Metazoa; Chordata; Mammalia; Dermoptera; Cynocephalidae
Product: rho GTPase-activating protein 29-like
Exons: 9
Biological process (GO): activation of GTPase activity
Cellular component (GO): cytoplasm
Molecular function (GO): GTPase activator activity
Source: RefSeq, a predicted model, not a curated record